Molecule: messenger RNA, 795 nt
Organism: Salarias fasciatus (jewelled blenny)
Lineage: Eukaryota; Metazoa; Chordata; Actinopteri; Blenniiformes; Blenniidae
Product: claudin-like protein ZF-A89
Exons: 1
Coding region: 35-694 (219 amino acids)
Cellular component (GO): bicellular tight junction; membrane
Molecular function (GO): structural molecule activity
Source: RefSeq, a predicted model, not a curated record
CACUGGACUUCUCUUGCACCUCGACUGAGACGACAUGGCGUCCGCAGGUCUCCAGAUUCUCGCCGUUGCUUUGGCCUGCAUCGGAUUUUUGGGCGACAUCAUUAUCUGCGCCCUGCCCAUGUGGAAGGUGACCGCCUUCAUCGGGAGCAACAUUGUGACGGCGCAGACCUUCUGGGAGGGCCUCUGGAUGAAUUGUGUGAAGCAGAGCACUGGACAGAUGCAGUGCAAGGUGUACGACUCCAUGCUGGCGCUGCCUCCGGACCUGCAGGCGGCUCGGGCCCUGGUGGUGAUCUCCAUCCUGGUGGUGUUCGUAGGAAUCCUGCUCGCCGUGGCCGGGGGGAACUGCACCAACUGCAUCGAGGACGAGGCGUCGAAGAGGAAGGUAGCAGUUGUGGCUGGGGUCUUGAUCGCCAUUGGCGGGAUCCUGUGCUUGAUCCCCGUCUGCUGGUCUGCUCAUGCGAUCAUCCGGACCUUCUACAACCCCAUUAUGACCGACCCGCAGAGGAGGGAGCUGGGAGCGUCGCUGUUCAUCGGCUGGGGGUCGGCAGGUCUUCUGCUGAUCGGAGGAGGACUUCUGAUGUCUCACCUCUGCUGCCAGGACCAGAGAAAGGACGACCGGUACCCCUACAGGGCCCACUACGUGAAGUCUGGCCCACCGUCCAGCUCCGGACCAAGUGUGAAUGCCUAUGUGUGAGUCUGCAAGCUGUCCGACUGCACAAGUGAAGCCUUCCAGACACGGAACGUUUUUAAUUUUUAUGUUGAAUGCGGAAUUCAAUUUGUUUUUAAUAAAGUCUU